GAUCCAAGUGAUAAUUAUCUAUUAAAUAUCAACACAUUUCUAGUUAUUCGGCGUCAUUGUCCGGAACCUUACGGAUGCCACAUCCCUAUCGGAGAACUGAAAGCGUUACUCCAGUGACUUCCGGCUCUUGUUGGACUGGCUCUUUGAAUCGAGAUUGUGUGUUUUGGUGUUUAAAUGGCAGAAUUGUUGAAAGCGGACUCGCGCUGUUUGUCCAGAAGAACUCUAUAGAGUGAGCUACAGGAUCCGUUGCUCUUCUCUGUACUAUGUUCAAAAAGAUGAGUGAAUUUGGUCCAGAUUCCGGGGGGAGAGUGAAGGGAGUGACGAUCGUGAAACCCAUCGUGUUGGGAAACGUCGCCCGCUACUUCGGGAAGAAGAGGGAGGAGGAUGGACACACGCACCAGUGGUCUGUGUACGUGAAGCCCUACAGGAACGAGGAUAUGUCGGCUUAUGUGAAGAAGAUCCAGUUCAAGCUGCAUGAGAGCUAUGGUAACCCACUGAGAGUGGUGACGAAGCCUCCAUAUGAGAUCACAGAGACGGGCUGGGGCGAGUUCGAGAUCAUCAUCAAGAUCUUCUUCAUCGACCCCAAUGAGAGAUCUGUGACUCUGUACCAUCUAUUGAAGCUGUUCCAGUCAGACUCCAGUGCCAUGCCCAAGAAGACGGUUGUCUCUGAAUUUUAUGAUGAAAUGAUCUUCCAGGAUCCCACAGCCAUGAUGCAGCAGCUCCUGACCACAUCAAGACAACUCACACUGGGGGCAUACAAGCACGAGACAGAGUUCAGUGAGCUGGAGCAGAAGACCAAGGAGAAGAUGGAGACGGCGAAGAAACGAACCAGUCAGGAGAUCGCAGAGCUGAAAGACAAAUUAAAAGCCAGCAGAGAAAACAUCAACCACCUGAAGGCGGAGAUCAGGAAGCUGGAGGAGGAUGGAGACCACAAGGAGCACUGAAAAAGGGACAAGUGUGAACAUGAAUGACAUUCAGCAGGGCUCCUGGUUUCCUCUGUAAUUUUAUAGAAUUGAUGCAUUGUUUUGAAUUGUGUUGUGCUAAAAGGAGCUGUUAAAAAUUCUGACAUUUUC
Paralichthys olivaceus (Japanese flounder) is the source of this 1073-nucleotide messenger RNA. RefSeq names its product YEATS domain containing 4 (gene yeats4). The record is from RefSeq and is a predicted model, not a curated record. Gene Ontology annotation, biological process: regulation of DNA-templated transcription. Lineage: Eukaryota; Metazoa; Chordata; Actinopteri; Pleuronectiformes; Paralichthyidae.